AUGUGUAGAAGAGGAACGGCAGGCGAUGAUAUCAAAACGAGCGUCGUGCACAAAGUUGUAAACGACAUGAAAUUUUACAAGAAACCAAUUAAGACUGCAGAUUUAAGGGGCGUAGCGGUACAGUUAAUGAACAAAUUUUCACAAACUUUUGAAGAUAAAAACGAUGAUGGCAGUCGUUUAGAUAAUGGGUACAAUGGGAUCCAAAGAAAAUUGCAAGAACGCUAUAAUUAUGCGACUCGAACGUCCAAGAGAGGCGCAAAGUUCUCAGAUAGCUUAGGCUUAAAGUUGAAACACCGAAGAACAUUGGAAGCUAUACAGAUGGGAACAAUCAAUUGGCAACCUGAGGCGAUACCUGAUGAUGAAACAGAAGAAAGCGUGAAGGAGAUGAUCACAACUUUACGGAAUUUGAAUGACUUUCAGGAAGUUAAUCCGGGUAGUGAUUAUGAACAUUUACUGAAAGUCACUUACGCUAAGCAAAGAUUGUUUUUGAAUGAUAUAGUUUGGUCUCCAAAAGUGGAUGAUAUCUUGAAAACCUGGCCUGUUUUAUUUUUUCCAGCUACUAUAUUUUGGCACUUCGAAAUGCUAACUGGACUAUCACUGGACAAAUUCAACGCUAAUUUUAAGGAUAAAGUUAAAACUAUUCUUCUAUAUGGAAAAUAUAAAUUAGAUAUUCCAAUCGACAAUUUAAACGAAGAAGAAAAACUGGAAAAGGUUAUCGAUGUCGUCCAGCUUCAGUUCCAAGAAUCGGAAUGCACUUUUCUCCGUUAUUGCCCUGUAAGUAUUUAUUCUGAUAAGAUUCUUUAA
Messenger RNA from Belonocnema kinseyi, 804 nucleotides. RefSeq lists its product as uncharacterized. The record is from RefSeq and is a predicted model, not a curated record. The transcript has a single exon. Bases 1 to 804 code for a protein of 267 amino acids. Lineage: Eukaryota; Metazoa; Arthropoda; Insecta; Hymenoptera; Cynipidae.